Messenger RNA from Scomber scombrus (Atlantic mackerel), 6559 nucleotides. Its product is annotated as solute carrier organic anion transporter family member 5A1. NCBI's taxonomy places the organism in Eukaryota, Metazoa, Chordata, Actinopteri, Scombriformes, Scombridae. Gene Ontology annotation, molecular function: protein binding. Gene Ontology annotation, cellular component: membrane. The record is from RefSeq and is a predicted model, not a curated record. Gene Ontology annotation, biological process: sodium-independent organic anion transport; transmembrane transport.
AUCAAAAUGGGAUCCUAAGAUAGGGGAACACCAUAAACACAUCGCCUUUUCUUUUUGUUACUGACUUUGUGUUUUUUCUUAAAUAUUAUAGGCUUUUUAUUGUUAACAAACCCCUUAAAAGACAAUUGAUCUUAAGUCUUAAGUGUUAACCUGAGAAAGGUGAUCUUCUGUAUUCAGUCAAAGAUACCACUAUCACUAUUGGUUUUUAGGAUAAUUUGGCCCUGAUGUUGUGCUCUUAUAAAGGGUUAUUGCGACAGAGCAGAGCUAAUAGCAAUGUGGAUUAAAACAUGCUCAUAGCUAGAGGGGUUAAGUCCGCCUCAGUAUUACUGGCAGGGCAGUCUUUACUCCAACACCCAGCCCUCCAUCAGCUCCACAGUGUCCUCAUGUGGCACUAGAUACUGACUGACUUGUCAGCACAGCGAGGAAACAACUCAAGCUGCAUCCCCAGCUGCGCCAUGACUUCGUCGGACAACGAUGAGACGGGCAGUGAUCUGUCGGAGUCUCUUGAGAUCCGUGAGCUCCAGGACCAGUACAUGGACACAGAAAACUGCUUCAAGUCCAAAAGCUUACCCAUCCUUAAUGGACCCUGUCAGCUGGACCGCAAGGCUGCCGAGCCUCGGCUGGUCAGCACCUGUGUGGCUGUGGACGAGAGCAGCGAGCUCCAGCCCAAAACCCCAGACUCCAGCCAGGCAGAGUCACCCUCCUCCCGGACAGACUUCUCCCCCUCUGUCUCCAGCAUGGUGGGGCUCAGCACCUCUCUACCUGUGGAGGGCCACAGGGUUGCAGGCACUGGGGGUAAAAAACUGGGCUUCUCCCUCACCCGCUUUAUCCGCAUCCCAGUCAGGAAAUAUGUGCGGGCCAUCCUGAGGGACUCUCGCUGCUUCCUGUUCUGCAUGUGCUACCUAACCUUCAUUCAGUCCCUGAUGGUUUCGGGCUACUUGAGCAGUGUCAUCACCACCAUCGAGAAGCGCUACAGUCUCCGCAGCUCUGAGUCAGGCCUGCUGGUCAGCUGCUUUGACAUCGGCAGCCUGCUGGUGGUCGUCUUCAUCUCCUACUUUGGGGGAAGAGGUCAGAGGCCACGCUGGCUGGCUGUGGGUGGUGUGGUCAUUGCUAUAGGAGCAGCAUUGUUUUCCCUGCCCCACUUCAUCUCACCACCCUACCAGAUCCAGGAGAUGAACUCAUCAGCGGGCCACGAAGGCCUCUGUCAGACCGGCAACAGCAGCGGGCGUGACCUGCUUGACGUGGCAUCGUGCCCCCGUGACCAGGAGGGCAAUGAACACAACCUGUAUGUGGCUCUGUUCAUCUGUGCCCAGAUACUUGUGGGCAUGGGGUCGACGCCAAUCUACACCCUGGGGCCCACCUACCUGGACGACAAUGUGAAGAAAGAAAACGCAUCACUCUACUUGGCCAUCAUGUAUGUGAUGGGAGCCCUAGGACCUGCAGCUGGUUACCUUCUGGGAGGCGUCCUCAUCGGCUUCUACGUCGACCCAAAAACUGUCGUCAACAUCGACCAGAAUGACCCUCGCUUUGUUGGCAACUGGUGGAGUGGCUUUCUCUUGUGUUCCAUAGCCAUGCUUCUGGUUAUCUUCCCCAUGUUUGCCUUCCCCAAAAAGCUGCCUCCGCGCCACAAAAAGAAGAAGAAGAAAAAGAUUGGCUCGCCCGGUGACGUGUCCAGCGAUGAUGACAUGAUGAAGGAAAAGUCUGGUGGCAAAGGCCAGAAUGUCUCCUCCUCAAUGGGCUUUGGGAAGGAUAUCAAAGAUCUCCCCAAGGCAGCGUUGAGGAUCCUCAGCAACAUGACCUUUCUGUUUGUCAGCCUGUCCUACACGGCAGAGUGUGCCAUCGUCACCGCCUUCAUCACCUUCAUCCCAAAGUUUAUUGAGUCACAGUUUGGUAUCCCCGCCUCCAAUGCCAGCAUAUACACUGGUGUGAUCAUUGUACCCAGCGCGGGGGUAGGCAUCGUGUUGGGGGGUUAUAUCAUCAAGAAGCUGAAACUUGGUGCCAGAGAGUCAGCGAAACUGGCUAUGAUCUGCAGCGGGGUGUCUCUGCUUUGCUUUUCCACGCUCUUCAUAGUGGGCUGUGAGAGCAUUAAUCUAGGAGGCAUCAACAUACCCUACACUACUGGUCCAACCCUCACGAUGACUCACAGGAAUCUGACGGGUAGUUGCAACGUGAACUGUGGCUGCAGGAUCCAUGAGUACGCUCCAGUCUGCGGCUCUGAUGGCAUUACCUAUUUCAACCCCUGCCUGGCUGGAUGCAGCACUGUGGGCAAUGAUAGCACCGGGAUUAGGAAUUACACGGACUGCGGCUGCGUGCAGAGCAGACAGGUCAUCACUCCGUCCUCUGGCGGCCAGGUCAACCAGCUGCAGCUGGUCAUCGUCAAAACUUACCUGAACGAGAAUGGCUACGCAUUGUCUGGGAAAUGUGACCGCACCUGCAACACGCUCAUACCUUUCCUCAUCUUCCUUUUCAUCGUCACUCUUAUCACCGCCUGUGCCCAGCCCUCUGCCAUCAUCGUCACUCUCAGGUCUGUCGAUGAACAGGAGAGGCCUUUUGCUCUUGGCAUGCAGUUUGUCUUGCUUCGAACUCUUGCCUACAUCCCCACACCCAUCUACUUCGGUGCUGUGAUUGACACCACCUGCAUGCUGUGGCAGCAGGACUGCGGCGUUCACGGCUCUUGCUGGGAGUACGAUGUCACCUCAUUCCGCUUCGUCUACUUUGGCCUGGCCGCCAGCCUCAAGUUCGUAGGCUUCAUCUUCAUCUUCCUCACCUGGUACUCGAUAAAGCACAAGGAGGACCGGGCCGAGCGCUGGCGCCAGCACCUGCCUCCGCUGGGCACCGUCAGUGAGCUCAUAUGCCACGCUGGAGGCCAGAAAAGCCACGCCCGCACCCGCUCCUGCCCCGUGUUCAUCCCACCACGGCCCGACCCCCCCACUGCCCUCCUGCUCAACCGCGGCCACAGCAGCCUCAGUUGCCCCGGCAACGCCCUCAAAGCAAUAACCCCUCCCAUCCUGUUGCCGCAUCACCACAGAGGCUCCGCCCAUGUCUGAGAGCUCCCUAAGCCUCCCUCCGGGGUUCAUUGUGACACGUGCCUUCCUGUCUCUGCACUGCUCAGUGUCUGCUUUACACCAAUCAGACACCAGGCGGGGCUCCAAAGCUGCUGUAGAACUGACAGGCAGAGACACACAUACGCCCACCAUACUUAAAGGGCUGCUCAUUGCAGUUUAUGAUAACAGGAGACUGACCGAAGUUCUUUUACUCUAAGCAUAUCAUCAGCUGCAGCCACACAACGGCAUCCACGGAAGGUCAGACCUCCACUUCAAGGUUUGGAUGAUGUAAAGACAUCACAUGGUGCUACUGUUAAAGGGCAGGGCAUUAAAAUCUCUGUACAGACAGAUGAGUCAUCAUCAACACAGCGUCUAAAGCACAACUGAUAAACCUGUACUAUGCAAGAUCCUAUGUACAGCUCCUCCCUUCUCAGUACUGUACAGCUCCCUCUGUAUUCUACAUCUAUACCUCUUUCCUCCUCCUUCUCCGCCUCUGGUGAAUUCACACAUCACGUUGUUGUCGGCUCAUUCAGAAACACCAUUUUACCUUAAAGUCUGAGCUGUUGACAUAUCAGCCCUCUCUCUUAUAUUUGGGCCAAUCCACCUGUUCUCUUGUCUGGUUAUGUAUUGUUUGCUAAUUCAGAAUUGAUAGAAUGGAUUGGUUUUUGGCCUCUCACCUCUAUUUUUCUUCCUUUUUCGUAACAGUGCCUCUCAGGCUGUCUCGGCCAGUCCAGUAUAAAAAGCUGGUUCCCAGGGUAAACGCAAGCUAUAAAAAAAAAGCCAGUCACUGUCGACAAUAUUCAGCUUUGUCGCCCUCAGCUUUUGUGUUUUGGAACAGCUGUCACAGAGUCCAAGAUUUUUACCUGGUAAGGUAACCAUGUAGCUUAAAGCCGACAAGCACCAGUGGCAGGGGCGGAGCUAGACUCUCACCACAGAGGGGGCGAAGCAUUCUCGAGGGGCCCUUCUGAUAAAGUCGUUUUUAAAAUUCACAACUGUAAAAUAGCUGAUAUAUCCUAUCCUUUCCUAUCCAUAAAUGCUAAUUGUUACUUAUUGAGCCAAGCAAGCCUAUGUUUAAGAAAACAGAGUGAAGCCACUUUGUCAGACAAGCUUGUUCUUAUGAACAAAAAAAAAAGAAAACAGAUUGCCGGUUGCAUUCAACUGUUUCAGCACCGAGGACAGCAUGCAGCACCACCGCCUAUACACAGCAUCAGACUAGGUGCACUGUGUCAGUACCAUGUCUUUCUUACACUGGAAUAACACCAACAUAAAAUACACAUACUAAAAGCAGUCAGGUCUUAAAUUUCAUUAUUCACCACCUGACAUGAUCACAGUGUUUAUAAUUAGCAAAGUGGCAAACAAGAGAAAAGAAUAAGAAAGGUAUCUCAUCUCUGACCAUGUGCUGAAGCUACUGAGUGUCCUAAAGAUGUGAAGAACUGGAAAUGUGAUGGGGUUUGUUUUGUUUUUUUAAAUGCAGCAAACCUGCUGUUUUCUUAAUGAAUCUGACACCUUUUAAAAAGUAUUUCUUGAGAGUAAAAUGAUUUGGAUCUAAUCCAUUGCACCAAAUAACACCAGAUGGGCAGAUGCAUCGUUUUGGUUCUGUAUUGUAAUAGCUUCUCCUUUCUAAUGGUCAUCAGAUGUACAUAGUAGUUAUCUAGUAGUCUAGGCCUUUAAAGAAGUAGCGUGGCAAGCAUGUACGUGACGAAACCCCUUUUUAUCAGCUAGAGUAAUCAGUUCCUGGGUGUUUGGGGCCCUCUAGUGGACAGAAAGAUGAUUGUGUGAAGGCCAGUGAAUGUUGCUGUUUGUCAGACCUACUGUACUGUACCAUGAAAGUCUUGGUUAAAAGGUUAAUUAUUAAACUUUAUCACUGCGCCAAAUUUGGUUUCCCAAAGAUAUACCUGAGGAAAAGAUUGCAGAAUAGAUUUUCUGUUGGUUUGUUUCACACAAUGUUCAGUACAUGGCAGGAAUGUUUUAAAUAUAUUUGUCUAGAUUUUUUUUUUUUUAAACUUUUGAUUCAUGUUAUUGCUUAUAAUUAUUUGAUAUACUUUUUAAAUGGAAUGAAAAAAAUUGGAAGAGCUAGUAAUGUGACUUUUUCAGUAUUACAAAAAAUGCAUUAUUUGAUAUUAGAUAUAUCAGGUGCGUCAGAUUGUGGCACAAUAAUCAAUUUUUAGUAUUUCUUUCUUUUUUUGAGGGUGAGGAUGAAACAAGCCUAAUAAAGUUUAUAUUAUAUAUUUUUUUCUGAUCAGUAUGACUUCAUUUUAGUUAAAGGUUUGCAAUGGACAUGAGAUUCUGAUGCAGUGAAAACAUUUCAAACUUUAACAUUUUUGGCCAAGAUUCAUGGUAUUCUGCCAGGUAAAGAUUAUAAAGUGGUAAUGGCAGUGACUAAUUUUAGUAUUAUUGUGACUUAGUACCUCAAAUUACUUAUUCAUAAGUGAUCAUCAUGUAAAUAUCGACAAAGCAAAUGAAGCAUAUUAUAGAGCUCAAACAUAGCUAGAAGCAUAUUUAUGAACUAACCCUUGACAUUGUAGUUAAAAAAAGAAUAAAUAAGAUUACAAAAAGAAAAAAACAGUGGAUUUGUGUCAUGGUGCCUGAACAGUAUUAUUCACAUGGGAAGGAUCUAGCAUAUGUCACGAGGGGCUGGGAGAGAUUGGAUAUUGCAAUGUAUUUUUUUUCUGUCAAUAGAAGUACACAAGUGCAAUGAUUGACAUGCUGAAGUUACCCAGAAUGCCCUUCUCUCUAUCUGUAAUGAUUCUCUCCUCUUCCUUCUGAGCAGCGCUCUCUAAAAAGGAAUACCGAUGCAGGAGUAUUGAUCAGGUCCUCUGCUAAUGUGACUGAAAAGCCAAAUGUGAAAUCCUUGCCGAGUCAUUGUUCAUUAACACACUUUUCCCAUCCACUUUUUAAAUAUCUCCUGUUACUGUAAUACCUGAACAUGUUUGAGUAAAAAAAUAUUAAAUGGACCAAGAUCCAUAUUUGAAUGCAUCUUAGAAAACUCACUCACACUCGAAGAUAUUGCUUGGAAAAACAGUAAUUAAUAUUGCCUGGCUUCCAAAAUAUUUGCAUUUUUAUUAGAAAUAAAAUAGUGAGUUAAUAUAUAAAAGCAAGUGAUGUAAUGAGUAUUUUUGGCUUUCUUUGACUUACACAACACAUUGAUGCAAUGUGAACUAAACACUCUUUGCAGGGAAGGGCAGAGAAUCAGCCUGUUAAAGCCACACAUCAUGUGAAACACAUUAAAAGGUGUCCAGUCCACCUCCCACCUGGGAUUCAGUGUCCCACUGUUCAAACGUUUUGACGACUACUGACACAGAUGACUUCAGGUCGACUGUAGAUUUGCUUUUAAAACCUUUGUUUUCCUUUCAUCAGUAUUUGAACUGAAAGUGAAUUUCCUGGACAGAAGCUGUAUUCUGAAAGUCGAGCUCUUAUUGCUUCGUGUUCCUCAGGAGCAGAAGUCUAAUUGAUGUUUGUGAACACUUGGUUUACAAAUGCCUUGAAUACUUGAUAUUUGUCAUUAAAAACAGAAA